This is a messenger RNA of Populus trichocarpa (black cottonwood), 537 nucleotides long. RefSeq lists its product as uncharacterized. The record is from RefSeq and is a predicted model, not a curated record. Lineage: Eukaryota; Viridiplantae; Streptophyta; Magnoliopsida; Malpighiales; Salicaceae. The transcript has a single exon. Bases 1 to 537 code for a protein of 178 amino acids.
AUGGUCCUUCAAUCCCUGAAAGAAAGCUUUAGCCCUCUUAUGCAAUAUGCUUUCCCUAGUCCUCAACAAGGGGAUGAACAAAAGGUUGUUAUGUAUGGGCAGCUAGUUGAUUCUGACACGCGUCAACAAGGUCAUCCAAAAUUCAGCAACUCAAGCGUAGUGGGCUUGGAGAAUUCCUUGAAUGGUAUAACAUCCUCAGACAGUUAUAUUCCCUUCACCAGUGGUGACCAUGCAAUGGACUUGACUAUUGUUUCAAGAGCAGGCGUGGUAGAGCCAGCUGAUGCAGCAGCCCAGCCUGUUCCGAAUUUCCAAUCUGAGCUCGAAAACUUUCUCAACAGCAAAACAUCUGGUUUUACUUCACAGGAGGAUAAGAUUGGUGAAUUUGGUUGUUUCAAAGAAAUGAAUCGUUACGGGGAAGGCAUGAAUUGGUGGUCUAAUGACUUUGAGAUAAAGGCCUCCUCAAAUUCUUGGGAUUCCGCUUCUGUUCUAAAGUCUGAAGGGAUGUUUCAUGAUUAUGAAUUAGGCUACAAUAUGUAA